Messenger RNA from Caenorhabditis elegans, 2105 nucleotides. It is a transcript of the gene C52E2.4, whose product is annotated as DUF38 domain-containing protein. The transcript is spliced from 6 exons. Bases 75 to 2051 code for a protein of 658 amino acids. Lineage: Eukaryota; Metazoa; Nematoda; Chromadorea; Rhabditida; Rhabditidae. The record is from RefSeq and is marked reviewed.
UUGGUUGAGGUUGUAUUUUUAUUUGUAUUUUUUAGAGUUAUAAUGCAAAAUCGGGCUCCGCUAUAAUGAAAUCAAUGUCAUAUGCAUUCAAAUUGCUAGGAAUCGCAAACGAGUCGACUCUAACCGUGUUAUCUCUACGUCUUGCUUUCAAUCAUUUUGUAGAACUCAGAUUGGAAUUUGAGGAAUAUCCAAAUAGGUCUACAAUAAUAUAUAGAUAUAAAGAAGACGACACGCAACUCGAAUUGGCACAAUACAAGAAAAUCCUUCUGCAAGAGAAAAACUACAUUGAUGUUGUGUGCGAAGACUUGGCAAAUAUCUUGAAAAGCUCGAGGUUCGCCGAAAAUAUCAAAGUGCGAGUAGACUACUUUGACUCAGAUUAUGUGGACAGCGAACCGUUUGUGAAUCGGGUUUAUGAACAAUUUCGGAUUAACACGACGGAACUCUUUGCUUGCACGCUCCACCUGCAAGCAGAUCAUGUUUCUCAACUACGAUUCGCCUUAAAAUGUUUUAAUCCAAGCAAAUUGCUAAGAUUGCAUAUUUCCGGUUCGAACAGAAAUACGCUAGAUUUAGAAGACAUUGUGAAGAUGGAGCAUUGGAAAAAUGCAAAAAUCAUUGAACUUUUCGGCUUCAUUGUUUCCAUACCAUUUGACAAUUUUCGCCAUUUUGACUUUGCAUUUUGUAAAGCUUCAAGAAUAUCUACAGAUGACAUAACGACGCUUGUAAAGAAUGCUUCCAGUGCGUCACGUCUUCACACUUUUAUAAUUUACUACGUUUGUCUGGACGAAGACGUUACAGAAUCAUUUUUGAACAAUUUGAUAGGUGAAAAACGAAUCAAUCAGUCUGGUGAGGAAGUUCGAUUUAUUCAAAAUGAUCUAGAAUUUGUGCACAAAUCCAAAGGAUUCAAAAUUUUAACUCCCUCGCGUCAAUUUUCAGAUGGAGAUAAGUUGUGGCCUGUUCAGCGUCUUAUGAAGGAAUAUUUUCUUAGCAAAAUGCAACCCCACAUUGAUAGCAGGACGGAAUCAUCAACGUCGUGGUUAUCAUGUUUUCGGAACCCGGUGAUAAUGGAGCACAUUGUGCAUGGCCUCGACUUUUAUGAGUUAGUAGUGCUCCGUAAAGUCUCUUAUGAAAUUCGCCAGUGCAUUGAAUAUAUCAAACCUGACCCCAAAUUGGUUGCAAUAAAAAUUCGCGUGGAAACUGAAGUUAUCUACAUGGAAGUAUUCGGCAGAAACAAUCACAAAAAAAUUGUAUACACUCCUCGUCCUGUCGUACGGAGUGACAAAAUGUGCCAACAGGCGCAAAUGCUUGAAGCGGAUAUUAGAGAUUUUUCAAACGAUUUUUAUACCAUUUUGGAAAACCAGAAGUCUGUCUUGGAAGGGUUUCGUGUCAUCCUAAAGCCAUUCAAUGGGUUACCUGAAUUUCGUGAAAUUCGCAAAUUGCUGACUCUUGCCCCGAAGAUCUCUUUAAAUCAAUUUAUGAUAAAACUGCUGGAAGGGAUCAUCAAACGGGUCGUUUUUCUUCCAGUAGAAAAAAUGACCAUUGAAACUGACGAGUUAGAGCUUAUGGCUCGAAUACUUCUACUCUCAGACUCCAGCUCGAUAAAAGUAAUUGAAUUGAGAAGACGCUACCCGUCUGGUUUUAUCUUAAAUGAAUUUAUGGAACAGCUCGCAAGUCUGGCGCAUUGGAGAAAUGCAGAAGAAUUUAUGAUCAAUAUUUUCCUGCCAAGUUCGAGCAUUAAAACGGUAAUUCACUUUGCAAAAGUCGAUAUAAGAUUGGAGGCAAUUUCAAUGGAAGAUGUUUUAUAUUUGAAGGAGAAAUUCCUAUUGUCUUCUAAAUUCCGUCAAUUCAAAGCCGAGUUCACCGACACUGACGUUGAUGAAUCCAUUUUUGAAGUUAACUUUUUGGGAGAGCCAUUCCGCAGAAUCGACGACCCCACCACAAAUUUACCGAACGUUUGGCGUUUCCGCUACCCUGGUUGCAGAGAGAACCUCCAAAUCAGAUAUUACCAGAAUCGGAAAAUUUUUAUGUUCAAUAGAGUUCCUACACAAUUUUGAUGAUGAUUCUGAGAUUGAGGCUUUGUUUUGUGAAUAAAUUUCAAACAUUGUUUU